UAUGUAAGAUGUAAAAAAAAUUCAAACUAGAAAAAAAACUUUUUGAAAUUUUUGGGGGAAUAAUUAAAAAAGAAGUUUGUCUUGAGGUGGAAAAUUGCUAUGGAAUGGCACAUCCAUCCAUUCUUUUUAUACCCAGCCCUCCCCAGGGUACGCAGAAUAAUGCAGGCUAAAUUUGGAGUGCUGAGUACUACCCAACACACAUUAUUACCUGUUAAAAAAAAAUCGAAUACGAGAGAAAAUCAGAACUGAAAUAUGUUAAAAUCUCCGAGGUACAUAAGGUUUUGUUGGAUUGUUUAUUAAAGGAAUUUGUCAACCCAAUCCUGAAAAAUACAAACAUAUCGAUCCAAAAUUGUUUUCCUUCUUAAAUACUUAUAAAGAUAUGGCAUUAACAGUUUUCAGCUAUUUACAGCCAUGCAACUGUUUGAAAUGCAACUUCCAAUGAAGUUUAAAUGAAACAAAAAGGGAAAAGCCAUGUGUUACAGGGACGUCUUCAUACCAGUAUCAGCCAAUCAAUUUUUCAUACGUUAACAAAAAAUCAAUCUGCAACACUGGCUGUGAGUGUAUUGAUUAGAGAAAGAUAUGUAUCCAUUUGCUAUAAUUGGGUUUAAAUUACUUACCUAAUAGAAUUCAGACCUAUAGGUAAAAGUUGCUCAAUUUAUGAAGUUGCUAGGCUAAAAGAGGACUUGCUCCUUCAAUUCUAAUUUAAUGGUUUUUUGCCAAGCUAAAGAUUGCUACCCUCAAACAAUAAGGGCCAAUUCUGAAUACAGAUCUACAAAUGGUCUGGAAAUAAUUAAUCAUAACCAAGCAGUGUUGGUAUGGCGGUACUGUAAAUGUCUACUGGGUCUGGGACAACACUCUGUCCUUUAUAUGUGCAGCCACUAGGGAGAGAGAGCUGUCUGUAAUUUUAUUGCCAGACUAAAUUUGCAUAUUGUGUUGGGAAAAGACAUUUAAUUUUUUCUCUUAAUUUCUCUCGGGCUACAAGUUAAAAUGACAAUAUUCUGUGUUGUCUUGAUCCGUUAUGAAAUAAACCGGUAUUGUCUUAUAACCUAAAACUAUUCCCCAGAUUAAACAUUUAUGUAUUAUUUACCGGUAUUUUUUCAAUUUAUAUUUACUGGUAAGACUUAUUUUUUUGUAAGUUAUUUGAAUCCUUCCAAUACUAGCUUUGUGAUUUAAUGCACUGAGGUUCACCUGGACUUGAGCACAGAAAAGCAUGACGCAGUGCUACAACACAAUAGGAAGGAAAUAGAUUUGACCUCUCUACCUGGACUAAUAGCCUAUCAUUUGACUUCAUGCAGAGGGAAAUCACCUGUGAAUAUUAAGUCUCUCCCAGUCGGUGGCUCCUGAAUACUUUAUCGAGCUAUGAUAGUGUUAAUACCUACCAAUAAGUUUUUAUACUAGGUUUACUAGGUCAUUGAGGGAUAAGACUCUGAAAAUUAAAUAAUAUAUUUGACUUGCAGAGUAUUUUACUGUAUAUCAUGGACAAUGACAUGUGUAUUUGCCCUGUAGGUGUUUUCUACCUGAGGUUUAAAUGUGCAGAAUACCUUCAUAAACAAACUUGAUUUGCCAUUUAAAGUAUUUUUACCUGGCUGUGCCCUAGUGUAGUCGGCUAGCAGUGCAUUGUGGUUGUUAUUCUUGACAUUGAUUUUCCCUUCAGGAGCCUCUUGUUUCUGUAAAAACAAGGCAGAUUGAGCUAGGUUGAUCAUGUGACCAGCUUAGGAUGAACUGGGAUGGCUGAUAAAGGCCCUGUUUAGACUGACUGUGUAGUGUUAUAGUUAGGACAUGUACAUGGAGCUGAGUAAUCUGUAGUGUUUACACUUGUGUGACACAAUGGCUGACUUCACCAAUCAACUGGACAUUCACCAGCAGAGAGACAAUAGUGUAUGAUUUAAACAGCAAAGCCAGACAGUGAUUCUAGGAGAGGAUUUAAUUCACUGUGUUUGUGUUUAGUUUUUUUUCACAUUUGACAAAAGAUCCAAAAUUUCUAGGGGUGGUUGGAAUAAUGAGUUCAGGAUCUGGUGGGGAAUGGCAGCCCCAAAUGGCAGCAGAGCUUCAGAUAGCCGUUCAGACAGAUAGUGACCCAAGUGCAGGAUGGAUGCCUGGGAAUCAAGGUCCCCCUGCCCUCUCUGUGGUGACCACUGUGUGGGGCAUGACCCAGUCCACACAGAGUGGUCCCUUUAACCACAGUACACCUGGCUCGGGGUAUACCAACACUACCAUGUCCUCAACCAGCUACACGCAACAGCCUCAAGGAUUCACAGGAAAUCAGAUGCAGAAACCACCAUAUAACAUGGGACCCAUCACCAACAGGAGAGACUCAGGGGGGUACAACCGGCCAGGUUAUCCUCCAACACCCAACACACCUGGUUCUAACACUCCAAUCUCUGGACACAGUGAAUACCCUGGGGGACCAGGAAUGCCCCAGGGAAACCCCGCCCUUUCUGCUGCACUAGUGGCAGCAGCUGCAACAGCAACGGCUACUGCAACAGCAACGGCUAGCAUGGUGGCCAUACAAGAUCAGCAACAGCAGCUCAACAUGCAGAUGAACAUGAACGGCCAGUACCCCCCACAGAUGCCGGUUCAGAAUCAGUUCAAUCAAUAUCAGGGGAUGCCCCAAAGAGGAGGACCAAUGAAUAUGGGCCCAGGCGCUGCUCCGGGUCCAAUGAUGAAUAAAGGCAUGUACAUGCGUCGCUCAGCCCCGUACCACAAUCCACAGAUGAUGAAAGGAAGGCAGGUUCCUGGGGGCCAGCAGUAUCCUAAUGGAACACAGUAUGGGCCACAGUACAUGAGCCAGCAACAGUAUCCCAACAAACCUCAGUACCCCCCAGCACAGCAGCCUCUACCCUCCCCUACUUACGGUCCUCAGCAGCCAGGAAUGAGGCCCAGUGCUCCACCCCACUACCCCAAUGGCCAGAACCCUUACAUGACAGGCCAGUUUCCCUCACAAGGCCGACAACUUCCUCCCCAAGGCCCAGGGUAUGUUCCAUCACCGCAGUACAGCAAUGGACAGCAGAAUAUGCAGUCCACCACCAUGAAUUAUCCCCACUCCCCACUGCCUGGUAAUCCCACCCCUCCCAUCACACCAGGAGCUGUACAGUCUCCAUACCCGGGACAGAUGCCUAUCAAGAAAGAUCCCGAAGAGCUGCGCCUUACCUUUCCUGUGAGGGACGGUGUAGUCCUCCCUCCUUUCCGCCUGGAGCAUAACCUGGCGGUCAGCAACCACGUCUUCCAUCUCCGCGACUCUGUCUAUCAGACUCUCAUGUGGAGAUCUGACCUUGAAUUACAGCUUAAAUGUUUUCAUCACGAGGAUAGGCAGAUGAACACAAACUGGCCAGCGUCUGUGACAGUUAGUGUCAAUGCUAAUCCCCUGAACAUUGAACGUGGCGAGAACAAGACCUCACAUAAACCUCUGUACCUCAAAGAUGUCUGCCAGCCAGGCAGAAACACCAUCCAGAUCACAGUCACUGCAUGUUGUUGUUCUCACCUAUUUGUGCUACAGUUGGUUCACCGGCCCAGUGUACGGUCUGUGUUACAGGGAUUGCUGAAGAAACGCCUUCUUCCUGCAGAGCACUGUAUCACAAAAAUCAAACGAAACUUUACAAGUGUGACAAAUAACAGCAGCUUAAAUGGUGAGGAUGGAGUUGAGCAGACUGCCAUCAAAGUGUCACUUAAAUGUCCAAUCACAUUCCGGCGGAUUAUGUUGCCUGCUCGAGGCCACGAGUGUAAACACAUACAAUGCUUUGAUCUUGAAUCGUACCUACAGCUGAACACGGAGCGUGGUUCCUGGCGGUGCCCGGUUUGUAGUAAAACAGCAUUACUGGAAGGUUUGGAGAUCGACCAAUACAUCUGGGGUAUCUUAACAAAUCUUCAGACCACAGAAUUUGAGGAAGUCACAAUAGACCCAAUGGCAGCUUGGAAACCUGUCCAGCAUAAAACCGUUAAGGAGGAAGACACAGGUGAUAACUCCUGUGGCGGUCGGUGGGUCAAGGCCAUGUCUCCCUCCAGCAUGCAGCUGCCCACCAUGAGUACCUGGGACAUGAUGGGGGGUGGUCGACAAGCAGCAUCACCAUUCUCCAUGAACUCAGGGCAAGGAUCACAAUAUCCAGGAAUGCCAAACGAGAGCAUGCCAAAUGGUCCUGUUAGUGCAGGUUAUACCCACCCGGGUCCCCCCUCAGACUACAGUUCCCCACUCACACACAUGUCAGAAAGCAUAAACAAUAUCACCAAUGGAAAUUCAAUGAACAGUGUGAGUUCCAUGAACAGUGUGCCACAAAGUGACUCUUCCUCUCAAAUGACUCAUAAUUCAGGGCAAUAUGUUCCUGUGUCAGGGGACCAGGGUAUGCCCACUUUACGGCACCCUGAUCAAAACAGUAUGAACAGUCACAUGACUCCCUCCAGCCAAUCAUCACAAAGCAUGAGUAACGGCAGCCAUCAAUUAGAUCACCAAUCACCUCCUAGCAAUCAGAAUCAUUCAUCAGGGGCAGACAACUGCAAUUCAAUAGAGGAUAUCAACUUGGAUCCUUCAACAAUUAUGAAUGACAGUCAGAGUAAUAACUUAGAUCUCCAGCUAGAAAAUUUUGGUGAUCCUAUUGAACUGUUAUCAUAUCUGGGACCACCAGAGAGUUCCGGGAAUGACUCACCGGGAACACAGAACACAAAUACAAACAACAGCAAUUCAACGUCCACAAACAAUCAAACCUCAACAAGUGCCAAUAGCAAUAAUGAUGAUUUGUUGGCAUUGUUUGAAUAAAAAACAACAGUUAACUGAUUCUAAGUAUUAACGGAGCUGCAGUGUGGGGGACACUCAGCAGACAGAGAGGACUGGUCAGUGACAAUUCCAGUUCUCUGUAAUCAUUGGCCAGUUGUAUGACAGAUCUGCAAUGUUGGGGAUCUAAUUGAGCCUGGACUCGUGUUUAUGGUAUUGAUACUGAACAUCAACUUGCCUGGACUUGAUGUUAUAUUUAUUUUGUGACUUUGUUGAGGGUACACUUGUUGUCUCUCAUUCAAUUUGUGCAUUAAAACUGCAGCCUCUUGGGGCAGCACUUCAAAACAACAGGUCUUGUGAUAUCCACAUCGUUUUGAUUCAUUGAACCUGUUGUAAGUUGUCCAUUGACUUGUUUGGUCGGAUUCUCUGUGAAGUCCUAGCAAUGUUUCUGUAGGACUCCACUGUAUAGGCAGCAAAUACAUAAGAAAGAGUUUUCUGUUGAAGAUCUUGAUAUGUUCCUGAGAAGUACUGUACCUUUUCUUUGCCUUUGUAAGCUGUUCUUAGCACCUUAUUUUGUGCUCAAUGUUUUAUGCUCAUUUUUAAGUUUUUAUCAGAUUUAGUACAAGGAUUAUGUUAUCUUAUCUCCAUUGUAUCAACAGUUAUAAGGAACUUGAUUUCAUUUCAUGGUCGGACUACAGUUUUCUGUUAUUUGUGUCUUCCUUUGUUAUUUUACAAUAAGCACAACAACGCAAUACACAUUUAUACGACAGAGGUCCCUGUACUGAAUCCUAAGCAUUCACAAAAAAUAACUACUUGAUGUAAAUAUUCACGACCAAACAAAAAAUAGAAAUGUAUAUGUACUUUCUACACGAGCAGAUUAACAUAUUCAUAUGGUAAAAACAGCUUUGAACUCAAAACGCAAGUUGAUAUACAGUAUUAAAUUGUAUGCAUUUAUCAUAGUGCAAGUUGUAAAAUUUAUGCAUGAAGGGUGUCAUGCAAACGAUUUUGAGCAAUCUACCCUUCUUUUCACUUUGUUUUUGGCAAAUUUUCAAGUGCAAUAUUAGACAAAGAGGUAUUUACUGUAAUCAUUUUUCUGUUGCAAAGUUAUUUUUGGUAGAAUUUUUUGUUUGAAUUAUUUUUUUAUUUCAUAUGACCAAAGGACAAGGCUUUUUGAUGGAAGGGAGUGGUCUCCAUGACUAUGUUCUCUUUCUUUCUUUCUUUUUCUCUCUCUCUCUGUAUCAGGUACAAUCUAUGAGGGACAAUACAGAUCUUGUGACAAUUGUUUUAUUAUUUAAAUUUUGUAUAUUUAUUAUUAUUAUUAUUAUUUAAUUUUCAUGAUAUGAAAAUGAAUCGUGUCCAUGGCAAAUAUUCUUUUGUGUCCAAGUUCCGAAGUAGAUUAGUAAUGUACAUAGAUUAUAUAUAUAUAUCUAUAUAUUAUAAAUACAAAAUAUAUGUUAUGUUUUA
Magallana angulata is the source of this 6166-nucleotide messenger RNA. Its product is annotated as zinc finger MIZ domain-containing protein 1-like. NCBI's taxonomy places the organism in Eukaryota, Metazoa, Mollusca, Bivalvia, Ostreida, Ostreidae. Gene Ontology annotation, biological process: protein sumoylation; regulation of transcription by RNA polymerase II. The coding region runs from base 2000 to 4747 and encodes 915 amino acids. The transcript has 14 exons. The record is from RefSeq and is a predicted model, not a curated record. Gene Ontology annotation, molecular function: SUMO ligase activity; zinc ion binding.